AUGACUAUCAGCUUCGAAAAGUCGACGGCGCACUGCGUUGCUGCCCUAACCUCAGGCCGAUGCCGCGCAGUUUUAGUCGUGGCCGUCAUCAUCGUAACCAUUUACGCCUUUCUCUGCAGGACAGACGAUUUCUAUCAUCCAGAGCGGCCAUAUGUACUGGAUCGGAACUCCAAGACGACAGACGGCACAGAUUGGUCAAGAUUCGCUUACACGCAAUAUGUCACCAGCAGCGUGUACCUCUGCAACUCCGUCAUGCUGCUGGAACAGCUGCACCGUCUCGGAAGCCGUGCCGACAGAGUCCUCAUGUAUCCUGCAAAGAUGCUCCCGGACCCCGAAACGUGGGACGACGGGGGCUUUCGAGAUGCAGAGCUGCUGAUCAAGGCGCGAGACGAAUAUGGUGUGAAGCUGAAGCCGAUUCAGGUCCAGCAUAGAGAAACGAUAAACGAUACCUGGUCCGACUCUUACACCAAGCUCCUGGCCUUUAACCAGACGCACUACGAGCGCGUCAUUGCCAUUGACGCAGACGUCACCCUCCUGAAGCACAUGGACGAGCUCUUCCUUCUGCCCCCGUGUCCCAUCGCCAUGCCUCGCGCAUACUGGCUCCUCGACGACGACGACGACGACGACGACGACACGAACAAGACCACAAUGUCAUCCCGAAUGACACUUGCCUCGCACGUCAUGGUCAUUCAGCCGAGCGAGCGGGAAUUCGCCCGCAUCCAGAAGAGCGUCGAGCGCGCGGCCGACGACGAAUACGACAUGGAGCUGCUCAACAAGAUGUACGCCAACACCGCGAUGGUGCUCCCCCACCGACCGUUUGCCAUGAUCUCGUCCGAGUUCCGCGAGGCGAAUCACAGCUUGUACCUCGGCUCUGAUGCUGAUGCCGAGGAGGAGUGGGAUCCGGCGGCGGUUCUGAAUGAGGCCAGGACGGUCCAUUUCUCAGACUAUCCCGUGCCGAAGCCGUGGAAGGAACAUUUGACUGCGUAUGAUGAGAUGAGCAUCCGCAAGCUGGAGCCUAAAUGCGCGAUGAAGAAGAAGAAGAAGAAUGACGAGGGCGAAGAUGAUGUGGGAGAGGAUUGCUCGGCGAGGGAUGCGUGGAGGUGGCUGUACUCUGACUUUCGAGAACGCAAAGCGGUGAGUUUGUUCUUAGUGGACAUGUUUUUCGUUGAUGAAAUGGGCUGA
This is a messenger RNA of Trichoderma citrinoviride, 1182 nucleotides long. Its product is annotated as glycosyltransferase family 8 protein. The coding region runs from base 1 to 1182 and encodes 393 amino acids. The record is from RefSeq and is a predicted model, not a curated record. The transcript has 2 exons. Lineage: Eukaryota; Fungi; Ascomycota; Sordariomycetes; Hypocreales; Hypocreaceae. Gene Ontology annotation, molecular function: glycosyltransferase activity.